AGUUUUUUUUUUUUUUUUUUUUUUUUUUUAAAGAGGGCGUUUUUCCAAGACCUCCGGAAACACGCCCACUUUACGUCGUGGUAACGAAACCCCUGGAAUUUAGGGAAUGGCGUUUAUCCGACACACCGAAAAUUUAGUGGCGCAGCUUUUAGACAUACAGCGGUAACAGCGCUGAAACUUAAACCUUUCUAUAAAUUCAUUUUAUAUAAGUUGUACGAGGGUUAAUGAGUAGACAGACUAACAGUUGUUAUAUUUACGCUUUUAAUUUCUUUUACAUUUUAAAAAGGAGAGUAAAUCAAGUUAAAGACAACAUAUUAAUUUGACAAAGCAGUUGCUCUUCAGAGUAGCGGAAUAAAGUCAGUAUAAUUACACCAGGAGUUAUUAUUUGAGCCAUUAUAAAGAACGAAUAUUUCACAUUUGUGGACCGGGGAGGGGAAGCAGUUCACCGUCAGACCAACACGGUCAACGCUGCGCUCCUAUGAAAGGGUUUACGGCUCCAAGGCUACAGGUAACAGGAAACAGGAAACGGUAACAGGUACCAAAGCACACGCCCCAGUUUCACGUGAGAGAGAAAGCACGCGCUAAAAGCCGGCCGAGGAUUACAAUUUGUAUCAUGACUGAUAUUAUCACCGGCAUCUACAUCAUCAACUUUGUCUGUCAAGACCAUUUUUCUAAAAAUGGUUACACUUAUCCAGUGUCCCCUAACAUACCGCCUGCUGUUCUUCAAAACAAGGACUGUGAGAAAGCCUGGUACUGGAAGGCUCCAGGUGAUGGAUCGGAGUUGGAGUAUUUAUCAGAUGGACAACUUCAUGUAAACCAAAGCAGACACCCGCUGGUUGUUGAUGUGAGCGAGAAAAACAUCACAAUCACUAAAUGUGUCGAGCUUCGCCAUAACGUAACGUGUCAUGGAUCGAAUCAAAAGUUUCAACACCUUUACCAAGUCACUGACCACAACGCUAUCAACUCCACCAGCUCCCACAACGCUAUCAACUCCACCAGCUCCCACAACGCUAUCAACUCCACCAGCUCCCACAACGCUAUCAACUCCACCAGCUCCCACAACGCUAUCAACUCCACCAGCUCCCACAACGCUAUCAACUCCAUCGCCAUCGCGUUCCCCAUCAUCAUCACCAUCAUCAUCACCAUCAUCAUCAUCAUUGUAGGGAGGAGAAACAGAUUCUGGAGAAGAUUGAGAGGCUGCUGUAAACAAACAGAAGAACAAAAUAACAAUAUCCCACUGAAGGAUCUUGAAGCAGGCAGCAACCAUGAAAUGCAACCACUGAAUAUUGAUAACCCAAACCGUGACCACGCUGUGAGUGCUGAUCAGAACGGUGAUGCUGUGAGGAUGUCGAUACAAGAUCAGACAUCAGAGAGUGAUGAAGGACCUCGAUUACUAAGCAACCAAAAUAACGCGGAUUGUGCUACGGUGAACAUGAACGGCUAUGAAAAUGACGGGAUGAAGAAAUGUACUGUAGAAGAUCAAACUGCUGAAGAUGAUCGACGUUGGUCCAGUGUUGAUUCCAGGCCAGAGUUUCCAGCCUGCCCUGAUCCUGCCCCCCAUAUCGAUGACAUCAUCACUAAUCGACUAUAUAAAGAGGAAGAAGAAGGAGCAGGGUGUUAGUAGUGGUGGUUGAUUGUUGUGUUAGUUCUUGUUCUGGUUUUGACUCUGAGCUGGUUUACCCUUGGAAUUGUUGCUGUUACAUUUUGUAUAUACACAUAGCACUGUAUAUUAUUCACAGAUUCACUGGCAGUAGGGGUCUGGCUGCCUCUUUUCUUUGGGAGUGGGUUCCUUUCCCCCAUGUGUGUUUUGGUAGGGAGUUAGGGAAGUUCCACUGUAUUUUUAUUUUCUUUGCUUUCAGGUAAGGAUAGUUGUCUAACUAUUAGACCUUUUUUGCCCCUUUUCCACCGAGGCAGUUUGAGUACUGGUUCAGAGCCUAAUUUAGACGCAAUUCUUUCUGUUUCGACCGGGAAAAGUGGUUCUUAAGUAGUACCAAAACGUUGCUGGUCUAGACUUAAG
Messenger RNA from Tachysurus fulvidraco (yellow catfish), 2017 nucleotides. RefSeq lists its product as uncharacterized. Bases 614 to 1621 code for a protein of 335 amino acids. The record is from RefSeq and is a predicted model, not a curated record. NCBI's taxonomy places the organism in Eukaryota, Metazoa, Chordata, Actinopteri, Siluriformes, Bagridae. The transcript has 10 exons.